AUGACCGUUGCUGAGUAUGCUGCAAAAUUGGAGUCAUUGGCGAAACAUUUCCGUUACUUCAGAGGACAGAUAGAUGAAGGCUAUAUGUGUGAGCGCUUCAUUGAUGGGCUGAGUUACGAGCUUCAGAGGGCGGGGAGUGGAGGUCCGUCUAGGGCUAACCAAGGUAGAAAUGACAAGGGCAAGCACUUUCAGAAGAAGUCGUACGUUCGUCCUCAGGGUAGGGGGACAGCUUCUGGGUCCUUUUAUCCUACUGGUGGAAAUGCAAUUGCGUUAAGAACCCCAUCUGGGAAUCGGGAGGAUGUGACUUGCUUCAGGUGCAACAAAAAGGGGCACUAUGCCAACCACUGUUCUGAGAAUCUUGCGGCGUGUUGGAACUGCAACAAGCUAGGUCACACUGCCGGAGAGUGUAGGGCUCCUAAAGUUGAGGCUGCUGUGAAUGUUGCUGGGGCGAGGAGGCCUACUGCUGGUGGAAGAGUCUACUCGAUUACUGGAACUGAAGCUGAUGAAGACGAUGGUUUGAUCCGCAGUACCUGCGAGAUUCUAAGGAUAAUGGAGUACAAGGAAUAG
Messenger RNA from Lotus japonicus, 567 nucleotides. RefSeq lists its product as uncharacterized. Gene Ontology annotation, molecular function: zinc ion binding; nucleic acid binding. The record is from RefSeq and is a predicted model, not a curated record. Bases 1 to 567 code for a protein of 188 amino acids. The transcript is spliced from 3 exons. NCBI's taxonomy places the organism in Eukaryota, Viridiplantae, Streptophyta, Magnoliopsida, Fabales, Fabaceae.